UCGAAAUUUGAGAGGAAGACCUUGAAGUGAAUCCACGGCAGACUGGGUAGACAAUAUGGGAAUAGAAGACAACAACAAUGGGGUUUGCUUGAUUCCUGAGUAUAUGCAGUAUUGCUUCUCUUGAUAGACUUGUAUAAGAAGCAGUCUUCUGGUACUUGGAUACAGAAGUUGAUGGAGGGGGGAAGAAGGGGAGGGGAAAGGGGAGGGAAGAAGACGCAGGAAGUUAGAGCAGGAGUGGGGAAGUUCAGGAGUUGGUGUGCUCGCCGUCCCAUCCGCUCAAAAGAGUUUUUCCCUUUCAAACAAAUCAAGGCAGAAUAAAACAAUUAAAUAAAUUGGAACAAGUUGAAAACUUUGUGAUCACGUAAAGUUAAAGUUGAAAUCUUGUUGGGUAUGAUCAGACUCUUGUCUCAGAGAGCGCUGCCAUGGAUACACUCAGCAAUGCUUCAUCAGACCGGUGGUUGGUUUUGCUUUCAGCGAUGUGGGUUCUCUGCCCAAUCUGCCCAGUUGUCCCAAGAGUCCACUGGGCACGCGGUGAUGCCGCCCUUAGAGUUCAGUUCGCAUGCAUAUGCCAAUAUGCUGCAAGAUUGUAUCCUAAACGGUGAUCCUUCUGCAGGGAUGGGUCUUCAUGGCGAGAUCCUGAAGAGAGGUGGUUGUUUGGACUUAUUUGCUUGGAACAUACUUCUAAAUAUGUAUGUUAAAUCCGAACUAUUAUCGGAUGCAUGUAAAUUGUUCGAUGAAAUGCUUCAGAAAAACACAAUCUCAUUUGUCACCUUAAUUCGUGGUUAUGCACAGUCGCUGCAAUUCUUUGAUGCUAUUGAGUUAAUGGCUAGACUACAUAAAGAAGGCCAUGAGCUUAACCCAUUUGUUUUUACUACUGUUCUGAAGUUUCUAGUAAGUAUGGAAUGGGCAGAAUUGGCUUUGACCAUCCAUGCAUGCAUUUACAAGCUCGGUCAUGAAUCCAACCCAUUUGUCGGCACUGCUUUAAUUGAUGCCUAUUCUGUUUGUGGGUUUGUCACUGAUGCUAGAGAAGUAUUUAAUGGGAUUUACUGUAAAGAUAUGGUUUCUUGGACUGGGAUGGUAGCCUGCUAUGCUAACAAUAAUAAUUUUGAGGAUGCAAUGGAGCUGUUCUCUCAAAUGAGGACAGUUGGGAUGAAGCCAAACAAUUUUACUUUUGCUAGUGUGAUCAAGGCCUGUCUAGGCAUAGAUGCCAUAGAGAUGGGAAAGGGCAUUCAUGGCUGUGUUCUAAAAACACGCUAUGAGCUAGAUCUCUAUGUAGGUGUUGCCUUGCUUGACUUGUACACCAAGUUUGGGGAUAUUGAUGAUGCUCAACAGGCUUUUAAUGAGAUGCCUGAAAAGGAUGUGAUUCAUUGGAGCUUCAUGAUUGCUCGUUAUGCCCAGAGCAACCAAAGCGAAGAGGCUGUGGAAUUGUUUUGUUGCAUGAGGCAAGCUUUAGUACUCCCCAACCAGUUUGCUUUUUCUAGUGUGCUGCAAGCAUGUGCAACCAUGGAGGGUUUAGAUUUGGGCAUACAAAUCCAUUGUCAUGUACUUAAGGUUGGUCUUGACUUGGAUGUCUUUGUUCAAAAUGCCCUUAUGGAUGUCUAUGCCAAGUGCAGAAGGAUGGAUUACUCCAUGGAACUAUUUGUUGAGUCACCAAACAAAAAUGAUGUGACUUGGAAUACAAUGAUUGUUGGCUAUGUGCAGUUAGGGGAUGGUGAGAAGGCACUAAAUUUGUUCUUAAAUAUGCUUGGAUGUCAAGUACAAGCAACUGAAGUGACUUACUCUACUGUUCUUCGUGCCUGUGCUAGCUUAGCAGCUCUGGAGCCUGGAAUUCAAAUUCAUUCUUCGACUAUUAAAACCAAUUUUUACGAAGAUAUUGUUGUCGGUAAUGCUUUGAUAGAUAUGUAUGCCAAGUGUGGGAACAUCAAAGAUGCACGCCUAGUGUUUGAUAUGAUGAAUGAUCAAGAUGAAGUUUCAUGGAAUGCUAUGAUCUCAGGAUAUUCAAUGCAUGGUCUAGGCAGGGAAGCUAUAAGAAUUUACAAGAGCAUGCAAGAAACAAAGUUCAAACCCAACAAGUUAACUUUUGUUGGUGUCCUAUCAGCAUGUAGCAAUUCUGGACUAUUGGAAGAAGGACAAGCUUAUUUUAGUUCUAUGGUAAGGGAUCAUGGCAUUGAACCAUGUAUUGAGCACUAUACCUGCAUGGUAUGGCUUUUAGGGCGAUUAGGCCAACUUGAUAAGGCUUUAAAAUUGAUUGAAGACAUCCCAUUAGAACCAAGUAUUAUGGUUUGGCGUGCUUUGCUUGGGGCUUGUGUUAUCCAUAAUGAUGUUGAGCUUGGAAGGAUUUCUGCCCAACGCGUGCUAGAAAUGGAUCCCCAGGAUGACGCAACACAUGUGUUACUGUCUAACAUGUAUGCCAGUGCAAGGAGAUGGACAAAUGUUGCUUCAGUUAGGAAAAACAUGAAAAAGAAGGGAGUGAAGAAGGAACCAGGACAAAGUUGGGUUGAGAACCAAGGCACAAUUCAUUAUUUCACUGUAGGGGAUACUUCACACCCUCAUAGGAGAGUGAUUAAUGGGAUGUUGGAGUGGUUGAAAAUGAAAACAGGGAAGGCCGGAUAUGUUCCUGACUAUAAUGUUGUUUUGCUUGAUGUGGAAGAUGAAGAAAAGGAGCUCCUCUUGUGGGUACAUAGUGAAAGAUUAGCUUUGGCAUUUGCACUAAUUAAGACACCAUCUAAAAGCCCCAUUCGAAUUAUUAAAAAUCUUCGUAUAUGUGUGGAUUGCCAUGCUGCAAUCAAAAUUAUAUCCAAGGUUGUGCAUCGACAUAUUGUUGUUAGGGAUAUCAAUCGGUUUCAUCACUUCCAGGAUGGAAAUUGCUCUUGUGGUGAUUACUGGUAAUUCAUGUCUCAUAGUGGAAUCAACCAGUCAAAAUUAUAUUGAAGGUUGUGCAUCAACAUACUUUUUCUAGGGAUAUCGAUCAGUUUCAUCACUUUCAAGGUGGAAAUUACUCUUGUGGUGAUUAAUGGUAAUUGGCAUCACCUAAUGGAAUCGACCAGUCUUUGCAGGCUAAAGUCUUCAUCUAUGCGAGGAGAUUUAUGAUCAUUGUGGGUCAUCCAUUGGAUUUGACCAUGAAAGUGAUGCCUUCUAGGAUCCUCUUCUCAUUGGUUGUGAUGUCACUUGUCAGAAAUGCAAUCGCAAGCAAGGAAACACUGGAGUAUUGGCAAGAAGGAGAUCAUUGCUGUUAAGAAAGGUACCUUUUAAUCUGCAAGCCUAUAUAUUUGUUCUUAUUAUUAUGAUGAUGUUGACAUUUGGAGAUCAGAUCAAUUAGAUGUGCAAGGGUAAAGAAGGUUUGGAAGGAAUGUGAUCUUGAGGUAGAAACAUCGGCAGUGUUUUUGGAUUUGGGGGUGUCAUUUGCUAAACUGAGAUUUCUGGGCAUAAUAUCGACUGUUUUCCUUUUUCUUGGUAGAUUUGAGCAGGACCUCGUUUGAGCUAUGAAGUAGCUAUAGUCCUAUUUAACCAGGGCCUUGGCAACUUUGCAUACCCUGCCCCUCCCCCAGAGCGCUUUGGGAAGUAUAGCCUCAGUUUAGAUAUUACUUCUGUGUCUUUUUUCUUCUUUCUCAUGUCAUUUUUCUUCUGCUAAGCCCCUAUUUAAGGCGUCUGUCUUUGUGAGUGUACUUUAGUAUCUCUAUUGUGGUAUGUGGGUUUCUAAUGCAGCACAAAACUCUGAAAAAGCAUGUUAUCGAGAAUAUGAUAGCUUCUGGUGCGAGGCAUAUGUAAAUUUGAAACGAUUGAUUGCAAUUAAUCAUGGAGGGUGUGAAGCUUUUGGUAAGUGUAGCUUACGUGUUUAUGAAAGCUUUUGUACUCAAGGAUAAGCUUGUCUGUUGGAAAUUGUACAGCACUGAGAAAGAGUUCUAUUUUUUUAUCUUUUUAAUUUUCACUGUUUAAUUUGGAUGGUGAUGCUUUUUGUUUUGUUGUAUUUGACAAGUUGAGGUGCGAAUUGUGCUUUAAUGUGAGACAUUGUGGCCAUAUAUUUCAGGUUGAAUCAACAGUCACACUAAAUAAUGCCCUCGCUGUCCAGCCUGCCACUGCCUCUCCAUCACCAGCCCCAACUCCCUUAUCCUGCUGAACUUGGAUCUUUGAUGAUGUUAGGAAAUGGGAGUCUCUCGUUUUAUCAAAUUUCUUGGCAAGAAUCUCAUUUGCUUGGUGUUCUUUAUGCAGGUCCGUGAUGAUUUUCAAACUCCAAACUUAUAUGCAAUGUAGUUUUUCUUAUAAGUGAAAAAACAAUUAAAAAACCUCUGUGUACAUUGAAUAUAUUGGUUCAUUUAUAUAUUUUAUUAAUUUUUUUAGGAACAAGCGUAUUCUUUCCUUGGAUCACAACUGUAAUAGUCAGAGUUAUCUAAAAUUAUGCUAUUAAAAAGCAAGCUCCUGGUUGCAAAUUAUGACUUUUGGAUGAUCUCAGGUGUAUGGAUGAUUAUCUUUUAAUUAAAAUAUUUAUUUUGAA
Molecule: messenger RNA, 4492 nt
Organism: Malania oleifera
Lineage: Eukaryota; Viridiplantae; Streptophyta; Magnoliopsida; Santalales; Ximeniaceae
Product: putative pentatricopeptide repeat-containing protein At5g13230, mitochondrial
Exons: 3
Coding region: 391-2889 (832 amino acids)
Biological process (GO): RNA modification
Molecular function (GO): protein binding; RNA binding; zinc ion binding
Source: RefSeq, a predicted model, not a curated record